AUGGCGUUCACCCUCCAUGUCCCGGAGACCCCAGAGGACUGGGGCCGGGAGCCCAGCCCCUACGAUGAGGACGAAGUCCACCACUCCUUCCAUGAGCUCAUUCAGGAACAGAGCCAGCGGGUGGCGGCCUCAGAGCCCCAGGUGGAGCUAGAGCUUCAGGACAUAGAGCCAGAUGGUAGCCAUCAGGACGUCUUAGGGCAGGGGCAUACCCCGGCAUACAGCGCGGCCACACUCCGCAUCCUGGCCAGCAUGCCCAGCCGCACCAUUGGCCGCAGCCGAGGCGCGAUCAUUUCGCAAUACUACAAUCGCACGGUGCGGCUGCGGCGUCGGGGCAGCCGAUCCUUACACAGCGUUGUGGACCAUGCAGCCCGGCCCAGCCUGCGCUCACAUGACCUGGAGCUGGACCCUGCGACCCGUGAGGAGGAAGAGAAGCGUGGCCUUCUGGUCAGGGAGCUCCAGGGCCUGACGGUGGCCCAACAAGACCACAUGCUCCGAGAGAUGCCCCUGAGCCUGGCUGAGAAGCGUUGUUUGCGACAGGAGAGCCGGACUCCGAGGGGGAAGCUGAGGAGCCAGCAGGACCGGCAUGGGGUCUGCUCCUUCUGCAAACAGCUCAAGUAUGGCUGCGUUCUGACCUUGCACAAUCUGGGGCUGGGGCUGCUCUCAAGCCUGCACGCCCUGACGCCCUGGCACUACGCCCUGAAGCGGAUUGGGGGCCAGUUCGGCUCCAGUGUGCUCUCCUACUUCCUCUUCCUCAAGACCCUGCUGGCCUUCAAUGCCCUCCUGCUGCUGCCCCUGCUGGCCUUCAUUGUGGGCGUACAGGCUGCCUUCCCGCCCACCUCGCCUUCCCCCACCCCCACCUUCACCGGACUGGAGCUCCUCAUAGGUGGGGGCUCCUUCACCCACACUGUCAUGUACUAUGGCUACUACAGUAACACCACGGUGAACCAGCAGUGUGCUCUCCCGGGAGAUGGCAGUCACUGCAUUUCUGGGGCAGGUGGCCUGCCCUACAACAUGCCCCUGGCCUACCUCUUCACCAUGGGCAUGGCCUUCUUUAUCACCUGCAUCACCCUAGUUUACAGCAUGUCCCAUUCUUUUGGGGAGAGCUACCGGGUGGGCAGCACCUCAGGCAUCCAUGCCAUCACUAUCUUCUGUUCCUGGGACUAUAAGGUGACUCAGAAGUGGGCCUCCCGCCUCCAGCAGGACAACCUUCGGACCCAGCUGAAGGAGCUGCUGGCUGAGUGGCAGCUGCGGCAGGGUCCCUGGAACUUGUGUGGGCGGCUGCGGCGGGUGGCUGUGCUGGGCUUGGUGUGGCUGCUCUGUCUGGGCAUCACGCUGGGCUGCGCUGUGGCAGUCUACACUUUCUCAGAGUUUUUGAUCCAGAGCCCUGUGGCCACUGGUCAGGUGGGACUGCUUGUCCUUCCCCUCAUGGUGAGUGUCACCAACUUGGUGGCCCCCUACCUGUACCGGAUGUUGGCCGCCCUGGAGCAGCAUGAGUCCCCUGUAUUGGAGGUGUACGUGGCCAUCUGCAGGAACCUCAUUCUCAAGGUGAUCACCCUGGGCAUCUUAUGCUAUCACUGGCUGGGUCGCAGGGUGGACAUUCUGAAGGACCAGUGCUGGGAGGACUUUGUGGGCCAGGAGCUGUACCGUUUCAUGGUGAUGGAUUUCUUCUUCACACUUGUGGACACGCUUUUUGGGGAGCUGGUGUGGAGGCUUAUCACUGAGAGGAAGCUGAAGAGGCAGCGGAAGCCUGAGUUUGACAUCGCACGGAAUGUCCUGGAGUUGAUUUAUGGGCAGACUCUGACCUGGCUGGGGGUCCUCUUCUCACCUCUCCUGCCUGCCGUGCAAAUCCUCAAGCUGCUGCUGCUUUUCUACAUCAAGAAGACAAGCCUGAUGGCCAAUUGCCAGGCGCCCCACCGACCGUGGCUGGCCUCACACAUGAGCACCGUUUUCAUCACACUGCUCUGUUUCCCCUCCUUCCUGGGUGCUGCCAUCUUCCUCUGCUAUGCUAUCUGGCAGGUGAAGCCGUCCAGCAUGUGCGGUCCCUUCCGAAGCCUGGGCACCAUGUACGAGGCAGGCAAGGUGUGGGUGCACCAUCUGGAGCAGGCAGGGCCCCGGGUCUCCUGGGUACCUUGGGUCUACCACUACCUGCUGGAGAAUACCUUCUUCAUCUUCCUGGUGUCCACCCUGCUGCUUGCCGUCAUCUACCUCAACAUCCAGGUGGUGAAGGGCCAGCGGAAGAUCAUUUGUCUCCUCAAGGAGCAGAUCAGCAAUGAGGGGGAGGACAAAAUCUUCUUAAUCAAUGAGAUUCACUCUGUCUACAAGAGAAAGGAGCGGAGAAGCUUUCUGAUGCCCACGCUGGGCCUUGGUGAGAAUGCCCACUUGUCCUCAAGGGUGACCCUGGCUGAGACCGUCAUGGUCACUUGA
Messenger RNA from Chrysochloris asiatica (Cape golden mole), 2424 nucleotides. It is a transcript of the gene TMC6, whose product is annotated as transmembrane channel-like 6. The transcript has 20 exons. NCBI's taxonomy places the organism in Eukaryota, Metazoa, Chordata, Mammalia, Afrosoricida, Chrysochloridae. The coding region runs from base 1 to 2424 and encodes 807 amino acids. Gene Ontology annotation, cellular component: plasma membrane. Gene Ontology annotation, molecular function: mechanosensitive monoatomic ion channel activity. The record is from RefSeq and is a predicted model, not a curated record.